UUAUUUUGUAGUGUAGUGAAGCUUGUUUGAUAUUUAUACUAUAUUUUAACACAGUAUCAUCUUUUUCGUCAUUUAAUAAAUACCGACUCUACACACACACACACGUUACACGACUCUACACACGUUAUAAAGACAAAUUAACAUUAGAAUUAUCUCGAAUAGAAGUGUUAUAUUAUCAACCAGAUAUCAUAACCUAGAAAUACCCAAGCCGUGUUAAAAUGGGUGAAAGAUAUAAUAUCCACAGUCAACUAGAGCAUCUUCAGAGCAAAUACAUCGGUACCGGGCAUGCCGACACCACGAAGUACGAAUGGUUAACGAACCAGCACAGAGAUUCUUGCUGCAGCUACAUGGGACAUCCAGACUUGCUGAGCUACUUCGCUAUUGUAGAAAAUGAAUCUAAAGCUCGAGUGAAGUUCAACUUGAUGGAGAAGAUGCUGCAGCCGUGCGGCCCGCCGCCGGAGAAGCCUGAAGAUUAAUUCUAAGUGUGCACUAAGCUGUUCUUUUAAAUCUGUUCGGAUAUUCUCUUAGUUUGGAAUGACUUUAUUUAAUUAGUGAAAAUGUUUAGCAAAUACGAAUGGGAUCAUAAGCUUUAAGUUAUGUACAAUUGUCUUGACUCUUUCCGUGUAAUUGUCAUAGUCAUGUGCAGGAAUGACAAAUUAUGUUUAAAAAUAGGUAAUAAGCUCCGAAUGUGGCUAAAAAUUAUUAAGUAGUUUCCGUUUUACAGUUUUUAUCUAUUUUUUGGCUAGUAUAAAACAUUCCUGCACCCAAUACCCUGGGAUAUGCUAAUUGUUGACAUAACAAAGCAAACUAUUUUUUAACUGAUACUGCCAACUGAUGUGUAUAAAAGAACAGUUCUGUAAAAACAGCUCUUAAUUAAGGCUAUAAGUAUUCAUAAGGAUAUUUUUAAUAAAACACAAUCGAAACUUCA
Cydia strobilella is the source of this 928-nucleotide messenger RNA. It is a transcript of the gene Sf3b5, whose product is annotated as splicing factor 3B subunit 5. Gene Ontology annotation, biological process: mRNA splicing, via spliceosome. The coding region runs from base 219 to 476 and encodes 85 amino acids. The record is from RefSeq and is a predicted model, not a curated record. The transcript has a single exon. NCBI's taxonomy places the organism in Eukaryota, Metazoa, Arthropoda, Insecta, Lepidoptera, Tortricidae. Gene Ontology annotation, cellular component: precatalytic spliceosome; U2 snRNP.